This is a messenger RNA of Rubroshorea leprosula, 2311 nucleotides long. NCBI's taxonomy places the organism in Eukaryota, Viridiplantae, Streptophyta, Magnoliopsida, Malvales, Dipterocarpaceae. The record is from the annotation of a GenBank genome assembly.
AGCCGGUCUUGGGUUCGACUUUGUUAUUUUGGUUUGGCUCUUUCAAUUGUUUUCACUUUCCCUAUGGAGCCAUGUCUGUGAGCCUUUUUGAUGUCAGUUCGUUAACUGGAUUGCCUUGCACUGGAGAAGAAAUUUCAGCACUAUUGACCUUGCCUCCAGGUGUUGAGUACAAUGCAGAGUUGAAGCCCUCUUAUCCAGCUUUUGUGAGGUCUGCCUAUGAUAAAAGUAAGCCUGUCAGUGCUGAUGAGUAUAUUUCAUUUCUUCUUACUUUGAUUUGCAAAUAUAUAGUCUGCUCUGCUGGUAAAGUUCCCACUAAAAAGUUUAUUCCCUUAGCUGCUGCUUUAGCAUAUGGUAAACACAUGGCUCUGGGUCCUUUUUUGCUUGCUCAUUUGUACAGGAGUUGCCAAGAUAUCAUGGCUCAUCCCUUAGUUAUUAGUGGUGGGCCGCUUUGGGUUUUGCAAUUGUGGUUGUAUUCUUAUUUUCCAGCACUCGCUCUUGUCUCAUUUGCUGUUCUAACCCAGGAUCUACUCACUUACGACUUCAUGUUCAAGAAUGCCGUGGAGAACAAGAGAAGCUUUGAGGAGUGCCUCAAGUUUUUUGCUUCUCUUUCUGUGGACAAACCUGAUGCAGACUUUGUUGUGUUUCUAGGCAGAUCUCACGGUCCUUCAUGGUAUAGGGCCGAUGUCAAAUCCCCAGAUUUUCGAGCAUUUUGGUCUGUUUGUGUGACCUCUCGGGAUCUGUUUGUUGGCUGUAGUUUGAACACUCUCAAUUCCAGAUGCGGCAUGGAGCUCUAUGCACUGUACCAAUUCUGUCGGCAGCUAGGGUACUGCCAAGACAUACCAUUCUCGCCACUAUUCUCCUUCAACCACAGCUAUCCUUUUCGACCCUCCAUUUCGACUGAGCUGCACUUCCUCCUACAAAGGUUGGUGGUGAGACUACUUCCAUCCUCGGUUCCUCGGUGUUAUGGACAAUAUUUCUAUCAGCAAGCCAGAUUUGCCAAGGAGAGCUCCCAAAACUCAAGUCAAAAGGAAAAUUGCUACUCCUGCAGAUUCCACGGAAGAAAUUACUCCCUCCAAGCAAUGAAGAAUCGAAGGAUCAAGAGGUCAGCAGUGAAACCAUCUGCAGCCAAGAAACUUAUCAGAUCUACCUCUCCCUCGAGGUCCACUUCUACCAUGGAAACCGAGACUCAACCUGAUAAAGCAAAAGAUAUUUCCCUCGGUCUUGUUACCACAAAAGCUCCUGUUGAAGACAUACCUGCUGAAGGCGGUGAAAGCACUUCUGGCUCCUCUCAUACAAAAUCUGGCGAUGGUUCUUCACCCGCCACAAAGAGUGUUGCUGCUGAUGUGUACAUGAUUGAUGAUGAUUUGGAAAAUGAACUUCUUGCCCAGCUGGACAUGUUGAUAAAUCCUCCGGCUAAAUCUAGAUCUGCCACAGAUAGUAAGGGGAAGGCAGUUGCUGAAGAAGUGGAUUUUGAUAUCAACCUCCCUACCCAGGAGCAGAUUAGCUUUGCCAUCAUGACCUUGCAAGAGCUCCUUGAUGGUGGUCCUUCCCAUUUUUGCAAGUUCUGGGCAAACUUCACCACCAUUUAUACGCACUUCAGCAAGAGAUUCCAGGUACUUGAGAGCAAAGUAGCGGCUGCAGAAUCUGUGAGGAAAUCUGUAGCGGAUAGCACUGCCGCUGUCUUUAAGAAGAAGGAAGAAUUCUUGGCAGCAAAGGAGGCUCAUGUCACACAAGUUAAACAUCUCCAAGAGCUUAAAGAAGAAAUCUCUAACCUUGAAGCCAAGCUUUCAGAGUUAAGAAACCAGGUUCCUCUUGCGGAGCAAACCGAGAAGAAUUUGGCAGAUCAAAGAAACAAGCUCCGCGUAGACAUGGAAGCUGGCUUGAAAUCUACUGCCAAGAUCAAGGAGCAGCUACCUUCUUUCACAGCCUCUACAGAUGAAGCCGUUGAAGAAAUCAAGAACAUGAGAGAAGAAUGGAGCACUUGGCAAAACAACCUUUAUUGAUUUUUCUUUUAUGUAUCUCCUUGUCUCUUUAUUGGUUGAAAUUGCACAUUGUCAUGUUUGAACUUAUUGUUUGCGGCCUAUUGGCCAUGCAAACUUCUUUUUCAAUGUUGAUCUCUUUCUUGGCUCAUAUUCUGAAAAUUUGCUUGUUGUACUUUUGUUCAUACUCUGGUACAGGUUGAAAUCUGUCAUGGUCGAAAUCUGGCCGCUGUGGUUGUUCACAGCUAGAUUUGGCCUACUUACCGAUUCAGCUCAGUACUUUUUAUUGAAUGAUAAAAUGCUAAACAAUGAAAUAAAAUACUGUACAAAUC